Messenger RNA from Galeopterus variegatus (Sunda flying lemur), 762 nucleotides. RefSeq names its product leucine rich repeat containing 18 (gene LRRC18). The coding region runs from base 1 to 762 and encodes 253 amino acids. Gene Ontology annotation, molecular function: protein binding. The record is from RefSeq and is a predicted model, not a curated record. The transcript has a single exon. Lineage: Eukaryota; Metazoa; Chordata; Mammalia; Dermoptera; Cynocephalidae.
AUGGCCAAGGGUGGGAAAGUCACCAAGGGCAAGAAGAUCACCUUCAAUAUGGCCAAGAAUUGCAUCAAAAUCACAUUUGAUGGGAGAAAACGUCUUGACUUGAGCAAGAUGGGAAUUACCACCUUUCCCAUGUGUAUUCUGCGACUCAAUGAUGUGGAUGAGCUCGAUCUUAGCCGGAAUAUGAUCAGGAAGAUCCCUGACUCAAUCGCUAAGUUCCAGAACCUGCGAUGGCUGGACCUGCACAGCAACUACAUUGACAGGCUCCCUGAGUCCAUCGGCCAGAUGACCACACUGCUCUACCUCAAUGUCAGUAACAACAGGCUGACCACCAAUGGACUGCCCGUGGAGCUGAACCAGCUCAGGAAUAUACGCACCAUGAAUUUAGGCUUGAACCACCUGGACAGUGUGCCCACCACCCUGGGAGCCCUGAAGGAGCUGCAUGAAGUGGGUCUCCAUGACAACCUGCUGAACACCAUCCCCACCAGCAUCUCUAAGCUCCCCAAGCUGAAAAAGCUCAACACCAAGAGGAACCCCUUUCCAAAGGCAGAGGAAUCAGACACGUUCAUAGAUUCUAUCAAGAGGCUGGACAACUUAUAUCUGGUGGAGGAAAAGGAUCUGUGUGCGGCUUGCCUAAGAAAAUGCCAGCUCACCCGGGAGAGGCUGACCACGAUCAAGAGCACAGCCAUGGUGACGCCAAGAAAGGCCAUAUUUUCCAGUUUGGUUUCACCCAACUCCAUAGCCAAGGAAUCCCAGGAAGAAUAG